CUAGGGGCGGAGCCGCGUCACGUGCCGGGAAGAAAGAGCCCGAGGCACACCGGGCGCGGGGCGUGGGGCGGAACGGCCAUGGCAGCUCCGGAACCGCUGUCCCCCGCGGGCGGCGCGGGCGAGGAGGCGCCGGAUGAAGACGAGGACGAGGCGGAGGCCGAGGACCCGGAGCGGCCAGGGGCAUCGGGAGGCGCGCGCGGCGGCGGAGGCGGCGGCGGGGCGGGACCGGGGAGCUGCGGUGGGCCAGGGGGCGCGCUCACUAGGCGCGCGGUCACGCUGCGGGUGCUCCUCAAAGACGCGCUGCUGGAGCCGGGCGCCGGAGUGCUGUCCAUCUAUUACCUGGGGAAGAAGUUCGUGGGAGACCUGCAGCCUGAUGGAAGGAUUGUGUGGCAGGAAACAGGCCAGGUGUUCAACUCACCCAGCGCCUGGGCCACCCAUUGCAAGAAGCUGGUGAACCCGGCCAAGAAGUCUGGCUGUGGCUGGGCCUCUGUCAAAUACAAGGGCCAGAAACUGGACAAGUACAAAGCUGCUUGGCUCCGGCGAAACCAGCUCCAUAUGACUGCAACUGCCGCUGAUGAGAGCCCGGCCAGCGAAGUAGAGGAGGAGGAGCCGCUGAUAGAGGAAGAGGAGGAGGAGGUUCUGACAGCAGCCUCAGCGGAGGACAAGAGUAGGAGACCACAAGGGAAGGGCCCCUCGGAGCCUGUCCACUCGGAGGCCACGCCCCCAGGGAAAAGGGUGGAAAACAAGAUCCGGGUGCCGGUGCGCUACUGCAUGCUGGGAAGUCGUGACUCGGCCAGGAACCCGCGCACCCUGGUGGAAGUAACGUCUUUCGCAGCUAUCAACAAGUUCCAGCCAUUCAACGUGGCCGUCUCCAGCAACGUGCUGUUCCUGGUGGACUUCCACAGCCACCUGACACGCAGCCAGGUCGUGGGGUACCUGGGGGGCCGCUGGGACAUCAACAGUCAGAUGCUCACGGUGGUUAGAGCCUUCCCCUGUCGGAGCCGGCUCGGGGACGCGGAGACCGCGGCCACCGUGGAAGAGGAGAUCUACCAGAGCCUGCUCCUGCGCGGCCUGUCCCUGGUAGGCUGGUACCACAGCCACCCGCAGAGCCCGGCGCUACCGUCGCUGCAGGACAUCGACGCGCAGAUGGACUACCAGCUACGGCUGCAGGGCUCCAGCAACGGUUUCCAGCCCUGCCUCGCCCUGCUCUGCUCUCCUUACUACUCUGGCAACCCCAGCCCAGAGUCCAAGAUCUCACCCUUCUGGGUGAUGCCGCCCCCUGAGCAAAGGCCCAGUGACUACGGCAUCCCCAUGGACGUGGAAAUGGCCUAUGUCCAGGACAACUUCCUGACUAAUGACAUCCUCCAUGAGAUGAUGCUGCUGGUGGAGUUCUACAAGGGUGCCCCUGACCUUGUGAGGUUCCAGGAGACCUGGAACCAGGAGCACACCUACCUGGACAAGCUGAAGAUCUCCCUGGCCAGCAGGAUGCCCAAGGACCAGGGCCUAGGCCACAUGCUGGAGCAGGUUUACAGCCUCCUCAAGCAGGGGAACUGAGGGAACCAGUCUCCAAAGACAGGAGAGGGCUCUGAUCAGACGUGGCCCCUGCGCCUCUGGGUGAGGGGAUGGGUUCAGGGCUUCUGUGCUGUUUGUCCUGUGUGGCUGACUGUGACAGCAGGGGCUCAGAUUAUAUAAUAAAGGAGAAACGGGCCA
Capra hircus (goat) is the source of this 1710-nucleotide messenger RNA. RefSeq names its product MPN domain containing (gene MPND). Gene Ontology annotation, biological process: double-strand break repair. Gene Ontology annotation, cellular component: BRISC complex; BRCA1-A complex. The coding region runs from base 79 to 1554 and encodes 491 amino acids. The transcript has 13 exons. Gene Ontology annotation, molecular function: metallopeptidase activity; polyubiquitin modification-dependent protein binding. Lineage: Eukaryota; Metazoa; Chordata; Mammalia; Artiodactyla; Bovidae. The record is from RefSeq and is a predicted model, not a curated record.